Messenger RNA from Caenorhabditis elegans, 695 nucleotides. It is a transcript of the gene clec-183, whose product is annotated as C-type lectin domain-containing protein. The coding region runs from base 5 to 655 and encodes 216 amino acids. Lineage: Eukaryota; Metazoa; Nematoda; Chromadorea; Rhabditida; Rhabditidae. The transcript is spliced from 2 exons. The record is from RefSeq and is marked reviewed.
AAAAAUGCGUCUACUUCCAGUAACUCUUCUCUUAGGAGCUGUCAUCUUUGUUUCCACCAAAAGUACCUGCCGGACAAGAACUAAACCUCCAAGUACUGUACCUAUGAAUGAAGUAACUGAAGCUGUAACAACCAAGAAAGCAAGCAAUGUUACCGUUAAACCUACAACAUGUGAGGCAAGUUGGACUCGAGUGGAAAGAUCAAUUGGUGGAUGGUGUCUGAAGGUUUACAAUGGAUUUGUUCAUCAAGAUCAGGCUUCUCAGGCUUGUAUUAGAAUCGGAGCUGAACUAUCUGGAAGUGAAAGUUCUGCUGAAAGAGCUGUUAUUGCAAGACUUGGAAAAGAAAGAAUGCUCGCUGCUUCUGACUAUAAAUUUGGAACUAUUCGAGUUGGAAUUGCAAGACCUACUACAACUAGAGCUUGGGCACUCACCGAUGGAAAUAAUGAUGGAGGUCAGCAAGGUAUUCAAUGGAGUAAGGGAGAACCACAACUGGGUCCAACCAGCGGAUAUUCCCAUAAUUGUGCUCUUAUGUGGAUUUGGGCUUCAACUGGAACCAGCCCUUAUGAACAUGGAAAAUACUUUCACAAGUUUGUCCACUUACUUGGAAGGACAUGUACAGAGGAUUUGUUUGUGGAAAGCGUGCUACUUGAUUUUUAAUGUUCUAAAUUAAUUGAUUAUUCGAAUAAAAUCUUAUUUU